UCAAUUUGCCCCUGGACGAUUAUUUCUUUGUUUGGCACGGCUAAGCAUUUUUUCGAGGCUAGCAUAUGUGAGGUGUCGUGUUUCAGAAUGAUCAUCGCAUUCUCUGUCUUUUGGCGGUUGCGCUGAAUGUGGGCGGUUGACCUGGCGAUCAGGAUGAGCGAGUACAAAAGGCUGCCCUUUUUUCCACACUACAGAGUACGGAAUCCAUUCUUAACUCUACAAAGCCAGAUAUCAGCAAAAUGCACACCACAACCCUCCUCACUCUCCUUCCCCUCCUGGCCUUCGCAGUCCCAACCCCAUCUACAGCAACCCAAGACACAUCACAAAUAACAGCGCAGCAAAUCCAACAAAUCGCACCCAGAUCAGUCAACUGCGAUAAACCCCCCGCAAAAGGCGAAUGCGCAACAGCCGACCAAGCCGCGCCGAAUAUCGCAAAGUCCUUUGAGAACUACGGUGUCACCUCGAAAGCAGAGCAGGCUGCUGUUAUUGCGCUGAUGGCGUUUGAGAGCGAGGAGUUUCGGUUUAGUAGGAACAAGGUUCCGGGCGUUGAGGGACAGGGGACACGGAAUAUGCAAUCACCCAGCUACAACGCUAAAUACGCGUCUUCAAUCCCCGCGAUCAGCGAUAAAGUGUCUGCCGCGAACGGCGAAGCGGGACAGAUACUUGAUAUUCUCCUUGCGGAUGAAGAGUAUGACUUCGGGUCUGGGGCGUGGUUUUUGACGACGCAGUGUGAGCAGAGUGUUAGGGAGACUUUGCAGAGUGGGAGUGAGGAGGGGUGGCAGGGGUAUAUUAGUGGUUGUGUUGGGACGGAGGCGAAUGAGGGAAGGAGGAGGUAUUGGGAGAGUGCUGUUAAGGCGUUGGGGGUGAGUUCUUAGGUUUCAUUAGUUGGGUGGGUGGAUGGUGUAUAAUAGGGUUAUGUAUGUUCGUUAUUGCAUAUCAUAGACAAUCUCUACCAAAGAGUCCACGUCCUCGUACUUUGUACUCGGACUUCAAAGAACACCCUUCGUACUAACAAUAUCCCCCGC
Molecule: messenger RNA, 1025 nt
Organism: Aspergillus ruber CBS 135680
Lineage: Eukaryota; Fungi; Ascomycota; Eurotiomycetes; Eurotiales; Aspergillaceae
Exons: 2
Coding region: 240-875 (211 amino acids)
Source: RefSeq, a predicted model, not a curated record